This is a messenger RNA of Peronospora belbahrii, 1608 nucleotides long. The record is from the annotation of a GenBank genome assembly. NCBI's taxonomy places the organism in Eukaryota, Oomycota, Peronosporomycetes, Peronosporales, Peronosporaceae.
AUGAAGCUUUUUCCAGCACCGACGGUCGGCGACAGUGAGACGCGCUACUGUUUUUUCCUGCCCAUUGCCUCGACACAGCAAACAUCAGAAGACAAUCUCCACACAGCAGAGCAGUAUUGCAGCGCUUUUUUGUCCUUUGCAGUAGAGCAGACGCAGGAUUUUAUAUGGCACAAGCACCAUUUCCACCUCACCGUAGUUCCCCACAUAAAUGGGCGUUAUAUUCUGUCCGGAUGUUCAAGUGUCGGUGAUGCUAUCCGGGAUGAGUGGGUUGUUGCUAAAUUGGUAUUUGACAUAACUAUCAAGUUUCCAGGUGUAGUCGGGCGUGUUGCGGACUCAGAUGGAGAGUUUUUGCUUAUUGAAAGUGCCGAAGCGCUGCCAGAUUGGGUCACACCUGAAGACAGCGAUCGUCGGAUAUUUGUCCUAAACGGGAAGCUACAAAUUGCACCACCUGCAAUGAUUGGUAAGAGAGGCAACACAGGAGACUUCUACGAUGAAGAUGCAUUGGAGCAAGUGCUGGAUAUUAGUGUGAAGACGGAGGUCAGUCCUGCGGUGCAGCAAUUGAUUCAGCACAAAUUGGAUCAAGUGCCGACCUAUAUGCGCGACAAUUGUCAUCGAGUAAGGUGUUUAUUGCCAAAGAGAGCUGCGCAGGUUAUUGCUGAGAACAACAACAUAGUGGGCCCAGCAGUUGAAGCGUUUUACUAUCGAGAACCAAAGCAGACGGGCCUCGUAUGUGGCAAGAUGGCAACGUUCAUGCCGGAAGGGGAUAAAGUAGUGGAGCAGAGAGUCACAUUCUCGCGAGCGAUGUUUGCUCAGCUCAAGUAUCAGGAAUUCUUUCCACCAAAAGUGUUUCUUCGUCGCGAUGCACGCUACCGUGAGUUGGAAAGCUUGAAAGAUGGAGAGAACGCCUUUCCUGAUACACAGGCAGCGGACAUUGGCGUUAAACUUGCCUGUGGUCUGGAGCUAGUAUAUAUUGGUGACCAUAAAGACCAGCUUGGACGACCUUGGAAACAAAUAAUCGACGAAGAGCUGCAGCAUAAUGGCACAAAGUUUUUGGCACAACCAACUGAGCCAGACGAUGACGAUUCGUGGCUGUACAUGCACCCCGACACGCUGGAAAGUCAACUGCAGCGUGCUGCUAUGGCAGGAGAUGCUUCCACUGCUGGUGGUGCUGACGAACUGCAAAGCAUGGCCGCCAUGUUUGGCAAAUUUAUGGACGGAGUCUCCGGUGUUGAAGGCGUAGAAGGAGCGGAGCCUGUUCAAUUCGACAUGAGCUCCUUCAUGGAAAUUUUGAACGGUCAUGAACUCGGGAAGAAAGUGGUGACAGAGAUCUUUUUUCUGGACGAGGCAAUGGCCGAAAUGGAGGCGGAGUUAGCAGGAACCGAAGUUGCAAAAAGCUUUACACGUUUUGAGGAACCGGGCGACAGUGAAAAGGAGGCUGAGCCUUUGCUUCACUCGACAGACGAGCAAGUCGGCUCUAUGUCCUUUUCAUCAGCAAAACCAUUGGACUUGGAUUAUAAUUUGCUGUCUAACUUGCUGGAGUCAUUUGCAUCUCAAGAGGGUCAUGCCGGACCUGUUGGCACCAUUCUAAACGAAAUGAGCUUUUUCUAG